AGACAGCGACGGAAACGCGCACAAGGAGCGCUUCUGGAACAGCAGCAUCCCAGCAGUCACUGACUUCAGCACAGCACUCAGACAGAGUAAUGGGAGGAGCAGUGGUGGACGACGGGCCUACAGGGGUCAAGGCACCAGACGGCGGCUGGGGAUGGGCAGUGUUGGUUGGGUGUUUUGUCAUCACUGGGUUCUCCUACGCCUUCCCCAAAGCUGUCAGCGUCUUCUUCAAGGAGCUGAUCCGAGAGUUCGAUGUCGGCUACAGCGACACUGCCUGGAUCUCAUCAAUACUGCUCGCCAUGCUGUAUGGCACAGGCCCUCUUUGCAGUGUGUUGGUGAACAGAUAUGGCUGUCGACCAGUGAUGAUGGUUGGAGGGCUCUUCGCUUCACUGGGAAUGAUUCUGGCUUCCUUUGCUAAGAGCAUCAUACAUAUAUACCUCUGCACUGGAGUUAUAACAGGUCUGGGUCUGGCAUUGAACUUCCAGCCCUCUUUGAUAAUGCUGAAUCGCUACUUCAGUGAGAAACGUCCUCUAGCCAAUGGCCUGGCAGCAGCGGGCAGCCCUGUCGCACUGUGCUGCCUCUCCCCGCUGGGACAGGUUCUCCAGCACCACUAUGGCUGGAGGGGGGGGUUCCUCAUACUGGGAGGGAUGCUGCUUAACUGCUGUGCUUGUGGUGCUCUCAUGAGGCCUCUGUUGCCCCCUAAGAAGCCCCUCGAGCUGGAAGAGAACGCUCCCAAAGCUGCAGACAAGCCCCAGCCAAAGAAGAAACUGCUGGACUUUAGCGUGUUCAAAGACAGAGGUUUUGUCAUCUAUACCACAGCAGCAUCCAUUAUGGUGCUGGGCUUGUUUGUUCCACCUGUGUUUGUCGUCAACUAUGCUAAAGGCCUCGGCUAUGAGGACACAAAGUCAGCAUUGCUGCUCACCAUCUUGGGAUUUGUUGAUAUGUUUGCCCGACCCGCAUCAGGACUCAUAGCAGGCACGAAGUGGGUACGGCCCAGAAGUGUCUACCUGUUCAGCUUUUCAAUGCUCUUCAAUGGAAUCACAGACCUCGUAGGAUCACAGGCAAAUACCUAUGGAGGUCUGGUGGUCUUCUGUAUUUUCUUUGGAAUCUCCUAUGGCAUGGUGGGAGCGCUCCAGUUUGAGGUCCUCAUGGCCAUUGUAGGGACAGAGAAGUUUUCCAGUGCUAUCGGCCUGGUGCUGCUGAUGGAAGCUGUUGCCGUACUGGUGGGACCUCCUGGUGCAGGUCGCCUUCUUGAUGCCACACACCAGUACAUGUACGUGUUCCUGUUGGCGGGCUGUGAGGUCACGCUGUCGGCCUUUGUCAUGGCCUUGGGUAAUUUCUUCUGCAUUAAAAAGAAAAAUGAAGAUGUAGAUGCAAAGAUGGAGAUGGCCGUAAAUGCUGCAGAGAAAGUGGGGCUCAACGGCAGGGUGGAAGACGAGGGAGAUGACGAAAGCAAAGAGGAGUCAAAGGGAAAAGACAAUGGAAAGGUCAAUGCUUUGAAAGGGGGAGAAGAUGUGAUGGUGGUGAAGGAGGUGGGGGAGGAGAAUUCUGAGACAACAUUAUGAAGACUGUUGAUGAGACAAACUGUGUACCAAGAGGAUACACAAUAAUGACUGAUGAUGAUAUGUGGCAAAGAAAUUGAAUGAGGAGCUACACAAAAAAAGGGAUGGUGUACCUGCAUAGAAAUUAUUUAAUGGUUUUAGAAUUAAGAACUGGUUACCUUUCAGAAAAAUAGAGAAUAGAAGAAUUACAUUUCUGGUUAACUAUGUGCCUUCAUACUGUAACUAUUUAUGUAGCUAUUAUCAUUCUGUUGGGGUGGUUUAGAUUGAGACAUGUAGCGUAAACAUAAAACCACUUUAUGGAACUGAUCUUGUGAAGUUCAUGCCUUCGUCGGCCAGAGUUGUUGUAGCAGCAGGAGAUUCUCCACAAUGUUAGGCAGGUGGUUUUAAGGUUGGGGCUGAACGUUGUAAUGGUCCAAAGUUAACACUCAAAUUUCACAUGUUGUUGCAUUCUUUUGCCUUAUUUAUUUACAGACUUAUUUUUUGUAUUGGCAAGUUAUGCAACAACAGGACCACACUCAAAAAGAGGUUGUAGGAAUUCAUUUAACAUUUGGGGUGCAAUUUCAAAUAAAUCUUUGAUGUGUUCUUGAUUGCUGUGACACUGAACAUGCAUCCAGUCGCUGCCUGUUGCAUUUGUCUGUAGAAUACUUGAACAAACUUGAAUGUUAAGUCUCAGUUGAUGAAUGUAUUGCCUACAUUGUCUUUGAUGCACUGCUUAAUGCUGCAACACUGCUACCAGGACAGAUACUGUAAUGUGUGCUCUACUGCGUGUGUGCAUGUUUGAUCGGACGAUCAACAGGCAAACACUAGACAGCAAGCACGACUUGCUUGGGUAAAGAAAGGUAGCACACAUCUGCCGCAGUUAUGCUGCUUUUGUUCUGAGUGAUGUCCACACAACAGACAUGUAAUGUCUCUUUGGCCUGAAUAAAUAUAUUUUCUGAGAAACAUUA
Molecule: messenger RNA, 2506 nt
Organism: Stegastes partitus (bicolor damselfish)
Lineage: Eukaryota; Metazoa; Chordata; Actinopteri; Pomacentridae
Product: monocarboxylate transporter 4
Exons: 6
Coding region: 90-1562 (490 amino acids)
Biological process (GO): transmembrane transport; monocarboxylic acid transport
Cellular component (GO): basolateral plasma membrane
Molecular function (GO): lactate:proton symporter activity
Source: RefSeq, a predicted model, not a curated record